AUGUUUGUCCGCCACACGCGUAGCAGCACGGCCGUCCCCGACCGCCAGAAGGAUCUCCCUGUGGUGGUUUUCGCCUCUCGAAAGUCCAAGACGAAUGCGACCAACAGGCUGACCCACCAAUUCUUGGCCCGGCACAUCAACUUCGCGCUCUGCGGUGUUGGUGGUCUUUUUCUGUGGAUUCAUUUCGUCUACGACCUCGUGCCACUGCGAUUCGGAGCGGACAUCAUUCCGCCACUGGACUUCAGCGACCCCCUUCAGUGGUCUAAGAAGCACAUUUUCUUCCCAUUGAGGCACGGAAGGGAACAACUGCAGGAAGAGCUUCCGUACGUGACUCACAACAACUGGAUUAAUUGGGUCAUGAACGACGUAGCGCGACCGCCCUGGCGGAUUAGCAAAAAGACCCAUGCGUUUCGCCGAUCGGGAGCCCAAGGCCUGAGUGACGAUCGCUGUCCCGACCCCGACAUCAACGCUCUCGGCGGCUGGGAGCAGGGCGAGAUGCGAAAAUCCUAUGUCGUGGGCGUUCCGUUUUGGCCGGUCUUGAUGAUGGCCGGAUUCAGUGGGGAGCCGGGAGAUUACUACAUCGGCAGAGCGCACGCUAAACUCGACAACGACACCGAGUGGAAACAGUUGCAAGACCUCUUCAAGCUGUUCAUCUUCCCGCGCCUCGAAUCUGAUUUGGCAAAGGUUGAUAAGUACAAACGCGAGAAUCUGGAUAAGCCGCACCACUCUGGCAGAAGUUUUUUGGAGGCUCUUGCAAACCCUGGGCGAGACAUCGUGGCACAGGACCUUGCCAUGUGGUGGUUCUACUGCCCCGAUCACGACCAUCUUUUCGACGGUACAAGACGGCCAUGCCAGUGCCCGCGCCACCCGUACACGGACAUGAAUCCGCUCUGCCGCCACCAUCUCUUCCAGAAAUGGGCCAUCAAAGUGGCAAUCAUGCACAAGGCUGGCAUUGAACUUCGUGAAGCCAGAGGCACCUCUGCAGCCGCUGAUGCGAUCUACAAGCUGAACUCAUCCCGAAAGUACCAGAAGCUCCUCGUAGAGAACAACCUGUGGCGGACGGAAUGUGGUCAGAAGGAUCACGAGAUUGGCGUGCUGAAGAACAGGCUCGCUGAAACCGAAGAGAGGGAGAAGAAGACGGCCGCUGAAAACAAGCAGCUCAAAGAGGAGCUGGCUGCUCUAAAGGCGCGUGCAGAGAGCAGCGCGAACGCACAGGCUGCUGAUCGAGGGUCGGGCUCGUCGGCAAAGGAGGAAGCUGGUGGGGAGGCUCCGAAGCCUGGGAAGGCACAAGCCAGCACUCCAGUGCGGGCAUUUUUCGACCUUGUCGUUAAACCCUGGCGGGACUCGGAGUCUGUCGCAAAGGCAUGGGAGCACUGGGUGAAGGUGACCUUUUUGAUGGAAGGGAAGACUCUCCGCCAGCUGUCGUCAGAAAAUAGUUUCUACCCCACUUUCUCGUACAUUGAGAAGGGUGUGAAGGACGAUACUGGCAACAAAAAAAUGAAGCGGAUGAGGAACGUGAUGCUCGCGGUCGAGAAAUACAGGGCUAACGAAAUGGAGGAGGCCACCCGAGAUGCCAUUGCGAAGAUCGAGAAGGACGUGGUGGGUCGGAGUUCGAUCAGCGCACUGGCGGAUGGGGUGAUUCUCGGAAACGAGCCACCUCCGAAGAGGGAUAAUCCCGGCAAGGAUAAGACGACGGAGAACAAGCGCCGCAAGGUCGGGUACCUCCUCUUCGCCGCCCAGAUGGUGGGUGAUGGGUGGGGAGAGAAGAUGUUUGGGAAAGAUGUUUGGAAGAAGAUCAAGAUCGAGGAGCCGAAGAAGCUGGCUAAACUGAAGAACGCCUUCGGGUCAUUCCCGUCUCGUAUCCGCGGGGUCGGUGAUGCGAUGCCGCUGUGUUUUAUUGUAGCAUGGGCGCUUAAAUGGUUCUAUAGCAUGUUUUGUGCAUGCAAAAUUGUUCGCGAACAAGCAACGGCGGCCCACGCGGGACACCAUGCGGACAGUGCAGCCGAUACCGGUGCGGGCCCAACGGAACCCCCACCCGCGAGUACGACACCUGCUGUCGAUACCGCGGCUGUUGAUACCGAGGUUGCGGGAGAUUCUUCCGCGGGAGCAACCAUUGAGGUCGGUGCCGCAGACAAAGGCAAAGAGCUUUCCGAGGGAACCGUGGGGAAGGCCCUCGCUGCAGACUUCGCGGACAAGGCCAGUGCACCCCGCGUACAGGAAUUGAGAACGGAGGCGGCCGGGCGACCUUCUGGCAGUGAUGAUGUCGGAAAGGGGCCGCGCAAGAGCGGCAACCGAUCCUUCGAGGAGCUGUCUGCAUUGCCUCAACUCACGCUUGUGCACGAGGCCCGCCUCAAGGAAUCUGAUAAGCGCGGGCGCUCUGAUGUUGCUGACGCGGUCCAGGAGAUUCGUGUGGAGAGGGCGAAUGCCACGUCGCAAAGGGAGACGGCCGAGCGCACACUUGCACGUGUUGAGGGGACUGUGGUAGAUUUGAAAACCCUUGUCACUUCCGCGAUCAACGAUAUCGCUGAGCGGACGCGCACGGAGGUUUGGCGCAAGCUUGUCGGCCUCGAAGACUCGGUGGCGCGAGCGGCGGAGCGUGGUGCGGGCGCGGGGGCUAUGAUCCUGAGAGCAGUGAUGGCGAACAUCGGGGGUAACGCUGGAUCGUGGGGCGACCCCGUGCAUUCCGCGGAUCGGGAUCCCAAACUCGGAGCUGGUGUAGCGGGUGACGCGAGUCUGCCGCUGACGCUUGUGGGUGGUGUUGAGCCAGUGCGUCAUGACAAGCGCUCGGUUCCGCCUGUUGCCGAAGGCGAGGCUUCCAACCGCGCGAAGAAAGCGAAGAGUGCUGCUGGUUUAUCUCCUGCUGGCCCGAAAGAUGCCGCGCCUGCAGUGGCUGCUGUUGCUUCUGGCAGGCCGGGGAUCGCAGCGGAAGGCACGACUGAGGGCGCGGAAGAAUCUGUUGGCGACGAGGAGGCGGAGGCGAGGGAGGCACGGAGGAAAUAUCAUGCGGCGCGGGCAGCGGCGAAAGGUGCUGGUCGUGGGGAUGAGGGUGGGGGCUCUAAGAGUGCCGAGAUUAAGCAGACGCCGAUGGUCGGUGUCCGUUUUUUUCCAGGCCAGAAAAACCCCUUCGCGGUGGAGCUUCAUCAUGGUGGCGAGCGCUUCUAUCUCGGCACGUUUUCGCGUGCUGGGCCCGCGCGCUAUCUGUCAGCGGUGGCUCAGACCGUGUGGCACGACCGCAUGCAGAGGUCUGAGUUGGUGCUCACGGAACCGGAGGAGGUGGAAUGGAGCCUCGAUCUCGAUCUCGCCCGAAAGAUGACUGCGGGGCUUUACGCGGUGAUCUAUAUCCGGAAACUGGCCGCGAAUCACAAGAGGAUGUUGAACAUUUUCAAGAGAACUCGCGGAUUCUUGGACUCGAAAGGGAAGCCUACGGUCGAGUCCGCGAUUUGUGCUGCUAUUGGCCUCGAAGCAGCGGAUGACGAAACGGCGGUGAAAGGGAAAGAUCAGAAGUCGCUUUACGCGGGCGCGUUGGCGUUCGGUUGUGCAGCCAUGUGGAGCUUCACCUCGGCAUACACUCGCUAG
This is a messenger RNA of Closterium sp. Yama58-4, 3576 nucleotides long. The record is from the annotation of a GenBank genome assembly. Lineage: Eukaryota; Viridiplantae; Streptophyta; Zygnematophyceae; Desmidiales; Closteriaceae.